Messenger RNA from Nycticebus coucang (slow loris), 2492 nucleotides. It is a transcript of the gene DORIP1, whose product is annotated as chromosome 6 C14orf28 homolog. Lineage: Eukaryota; Metazoa; Chordata; Mammalia; Primates; Lorisidae. Bases 327 to 1259 code for a protein of 310 amino acids. The transcript is spliced from 5 exons. The record is from RefSeq and is a predicted model, not a curated record.
CACCACCGUUAGGCGGAGGGAAACUGGAGGCCGGGGGAGGGGGCGGAGGUCAGGCCGAAUCUUCCUUCGUAAUAAGAAGCGACGCGUCCCGGGGUCCUGGCACCGUGGGUCCAGUCGGAUCGGACCUGGGCGCUGGAGCUACUGCAGCUCCCACCACGGGGGUGCGAUGGAGGCCGUGCCGGCGCCCAGCACACAUGCGGGGGGAGGCCAGGACAGCCGACGGUGCUUGUAGAUGAGGCGGCGGCGGCGGCAGCCGGGGCUCUCCAUGAGCAAGCGGCGGCGGCGACGGGUGCGGCAGCACCGGCGGUUUUCGGUCCCCGGGGAGGAUGAAGACACUGUUUGAAGAGAUCAAAGCAUCAAUUAAAAAUAACUACAACCAAGAUCGAUCAUUCUGGAGACCUGUUCUUCCUUGGGGAGGUGUUUUUACUAUCAAAGCUGGCCGCAAAGCAGUAUCCUGUAUGCCACUCUAUGUUGAAAUAAGACUGAAAAAUACUUGCACCAUAGACGGAUUCUUGAUGUUAUUAUAUGUCAUUCUGAAUGAAAAUGAAAAUUUCCCCAGGGAACUCUCUCUUCACUUUGGGAGAGAGUUUGUAGAUUGUUUUCUUUAUUUAAUGGACACCUACAGUUUUACAACUGUGAAGCUGCUUUGGAUUUGGGACAAGAUGGAAAAACAGCAAUACAAAUCUGAAGUUCAUAAAGCUUCAUUAAUAAUUGAUUUGUUUGGGAAUGAGCAUGAUAACUUUACAAAAAAUCUUGAAAAUCUUAUGUCCACCGUUCAAGAGAGUUACUGUUCCAACUGGCGAUGCCCAACUCGAGUACAGGAAGAUCAGCAGCGCACAAUUAAUAUAAAUCCUCCUCAAGAAAUUCCACAUGGAAACUUGAUACGCCUGGCUGUGGAUGAGUUAUUCUGUUCCAAGAUUGAACUGUGUGAAGAACGUGGGUGUGGCGGCUUAAGAGAAUUUUCCCAGCGCGUUUUUUGCCAUGGGGCUCCCCCUUUUGUUGUCUUAAAUAUGCAGCAUUGGAAAUCUGAAGAUCUGGCAUAUGUCCCCUAUUACUUGGAUUUAUCUGAUCACAAGUAUUUGUUGGAAGGUGCCACAUUAUUUAACAAAGAAGAACAUCAUUAUUCUGCAGCUUUCCAGAUUGAUGGACAUUGGAUGCACUAUGAUGGCCUCAGAAAUGUGAAUUUAAUUUUGUUAAAUAAACCCCCAGAGUUUCUCCUCUUGUCAUCAUUGGUUUAUAUUCGAGCAGCAGAGAAAUAAAUAUAGACUGAUGCUAAAUUAAAUUGUUUUCCCUCCUGCCCAUGCUCCCAGAUGAGGGGCUUUAUUUUGUGUGUACUUGGCAUCCAAGGGACUAGUUCAACUACAAUAGUUGCAGAGGUAUGUUUUCUAUUGUUUUAGUCCCAGGUAAAUGUUUUAUAUAUAGGAUCUAUGCAAAAGUGUUUGUAUUUCUUUUUUAUAUUUCCUGGGUUAUUUUUAUAUAAGCAUAUUUUGUGUUGAAAUAAAAUAUAUCUUGUGGCCUUUGUAUUUUUUAUUUUUAUGUACCUUGAAGAUUUUUACAAGUCUGUCCUUGAAUCCAAGAAAAUACUUUGUCAUCUGAAUUAUAAAUUUUUCUUUUUAGAUUCAAGUAAAACCUGGGUAAAAGUCAGUAUUGAUGUUUAUAUAAAUUUAACAGUUCAAAACAUAUUUUUUUGCCCUACCUCACUAUAAUGCAAAGUGCACUACUGGAUCUAAUAUGGAUUUGAUUGUACAACUUACAAAUGGUUUUGUUUAGUUUACCUGCUGAUUUGCCGAAUUUGCCUGCAGCAGUUUUUGACAAUAUUUAUGUGAGAAAAUUUUCUGAUCUUAAACUAUUUCGUCAUAGUAGCAAAUUACUUCAACCACUCGCUGAAGUAUUAUAAACCUGCCAAGCUUAUAGAUAUUGUUGCAGAUAAAUUAUAUAACUAUUCUGAAUGUUAAUCUCAUGAUUAAAUAUAAUGAAAAUGCUUUAAUAAAAAUGUAUUUUGCACAUAUGACACCUAUAAAAAAAUUAGGCAACUGGUUGUUUACUGGUAUUGGACUAACAAUAGAAAUGUAAAAUAUGUGCCUGGAAAUAUUUCUUUUCCUAGUGAAAUUUUAUAUUGGCACAAAGAAAACAAAUACUUAAAUUUUUGGAAUAACAUCUGCUGGCUCCCUUGUAAGUAGUAAUUGAUAGCAUGAGACUUUGACUUGCAACAUAAAUCACUAGAAUUUUAUAGUUAUAAGAAUACUGUAUUUCUUUAUAAAGACUCUAAGAUAACUCAUCCUUUUGCAAUUUAAGGGAAAAAAUAAGAUUCCUAAGGGAAAAUACUUUUUGAGAUUUAUCACCAUUUAUUUUAAUGUUUACAUCUGAAUAAAUCGUCCACUUAUGUUUGGGGUUGAGAUUAAAAAGCACUAUAUUUAGAUAUUUCUACAUGACAACACACACAGAUCACUGCCAAAUACCUAACUGCUAAGAUUUCAUUCAAUAAAUUAAAU